CGGCGCUCAGUGGCAACAUCCGGUUUUCUUUCUCCCCGUGUUGCAGUCGGUAAAGCGGCGCAGAUUUUGACUUCCGUUGAGUGGAGAGGCUGUCGGGGAGGAGGAUAGCGCCCCCGGCAGGGCUGCACCAUGUCAGACACAUGGAGCUCUAUACAGGCCCACAAGAAGCAGCUGGAUUAUCUGCGGGAGAGGCUGCAGCGGAGGAGGAAAGAUGUCACCUCUCAGCUGGUCCUGGAUCUGCAGAACCCAGAGGCAGGCCUGGCCCCAUCCUUCCGCAGUGAUAGCCCAGUCCCCUCAGGGGCAUCACAGCCACCUAAAGGAGCCACAGAGGUGACCCCCGACCCCGAACUGGAGAGAAAGCUGCUGCACCACCUGUCAGACCUAGCGCUAGUCCUACCCGCAGACUCCGUGUCCAUCCAGCAGGCCAUUAAUACGCCAGACUUGUCUGUUUCCAGGCAGGCUGUAGAAAGUCUUUUACAGAAAUUUGCUGCUCAAGAGCUGAUAGAAGUGAAGCGCAGUGAGCAUGAAGAUGAUGACAGACCCACUGUAGUAACCUAUGCCGACCACUCUAAGCUCUCUGCUAUGAUGGGAGCCGUCACUGAAAGAAAAGCCCCAACCACUGCACCUGGAGCAAAAAAAAGAAGAAUUCAGGAAAGUGAUUCUGCCGCAUCCUCAUCCUCCACUUCUGCUGCAGGUACUUCAAAGGAGAAAAAAGUAUCAGAGCCCCAGAAGAAGGCAAGAAAACACGCUUCCCACGUGGAUCUGGAAAUAGAGAGCCUGUUAAGUCAACAGUCCACUAAGGAGCAGCAAAGCAAGAAGGUAAGCCAGGAAAUCCUUGAACUUCUGCAUACCAGCACAGCAAAGGAACAGUCUAUUGUGGAGAAAUUCCGCUCUCGGGGCAGGGCUCAGGUCCAGGAAUUCUGUGACUAUGGGACUAAAGAAGAAUGUAUGAGAGCAUCUGGGACUGAUGCUCCUUGUAAGAAGCUGCACUUCAGGCGUAUUAUAAACAUACACACCGAUGAAUCUCUUGGUGACUGCUCCUUUCUCAAUACCUGCUUUCACAUGGACACUUGUAAAUAUGUUCACUAUGAGAUUGAUGCAUAUGUAGAGCCUGUAGGGAUUGCAACAGGAUCUGAGUCUACACCAAACCAAGAUAUGCCUUUGGUUAAAGGUGUGGGAGACACAAGUGUAGGACGUCUGUUCCCUGCACAGUGGAUCCGUUGUGAUAUUCGGUACUUGGAUAUGAGCAUAUUGGGAAAGUUUUCAGUGGUAAUGGCUGACCCACCUUGGGAUAUUCACAUGGAGUUGCCGUAUGGAACUUUGACUGAUGAUGAGAUGAGGAAGCUCCAGAUCCCAGUACUGCAGGAUGAUGGAUUCCUUUUCCUCUGGGUCACUGGCAGAGCUAUGGAACUAGGCCGGGAAUGCUUAAAGUUGUGGGGAUAUGAGCGAGUGGAUGAAAUAAUUUGGGUGAAAACUAACCAGUUACAACGGAUUAUUCGUACUGGGCGGACUGGCCAUUGGCUUAAUCAUGGCAAGGAGCACUGUCUGGUUGGUGUAAAAGGAAGCCCUCAAGGAUUUAACCGGGGUCUAGACUGUGAUGUUAUUGUGGCUGAGGUCCGUUCUACCAGUCACAAGCCUGAUGAGAUUUAUGGGAUGAUUGAACGUCUUUCUCCUGGCACUCGUAAGAUAGAGCUGUUUGGACGUCCACAUAAUGUGCAACCGAAUUGGAUCACUUUAGGAAAUCAGCUGGACGGGAUCCAUUUGUUAGAUCCAGAUGUGGUAGCCCGAUUUAAGCAACAAUACCCAGAUGGAGUGAUUUCAAAACCAAAGAAUAUGUAAACACUUCCCCUGUCCUAGGAUGACACCCCCCCCCUUUUUUUAUAUGGUUUUAUGUUCCUUGGCUGAUAUUUGAUUCAUUGUAAAUAGUGACUGUAUGAUGACUUCCUCUUGCAUUUAAAAUAUAAGAAAUACAACAGA
Messenger RNA from Hyla sarda, 1977 nucleotides. RefSeq names its product methyltransferase 3, N6-adenosine-methyltransferase complex catalytic subunit (gene METTL3). The transcript is spliced from 11 exons. The record is from RefSeq and is a predicted model, not a curated record. Gene Ontology annotation, cellular component: nucleus; RNA N6-methyladenosine methyltransferase complex. Gene Ontology annotation, molecular function: mRNA m(6)A methyltransferase activity; mRNA (2'-O-methyladenosine-N6-)-methyltransferase activity. NCBI's taxonomy places the organism in Eukaryota, Metazoa, Chordata, Amphibia, Anura, Hylidae. Bases 130 to 1839 code for a protein of 569 amino acids.